Kogia breviceps (pygmy sperm whale) is the source of this 1953-nucleotide messenger RNA. RefSeq names its product single stranded DNA binding protein 3 (gene SSBP3). Gene Ontology annotation, cellular component: nucleus. Gene Ontology annotation, biological process: positive regulation of transcription by RNA polymerase II. NCBI's taxonomy places the organism in Eukaryota, Metazoa, Chordata, Mammalia, Artiodactyla, Physeteridae. Gene Ontology annotation, molecular function: protein binding; single-stranded DNA binding. The record is from RefSeq and is a predicted model, not a curated record.
AGCGCGAGCGAGUGAGCGAGCGAACGCCGGGGAGGGGGCCGGGAGCGAGGGGGCAGCUCGGGAGCAGCCGGAGCGGUAGCGGCGGCGGCGGCGGCGAGGCUCGGCGCCCUCUUCUCUGCAAACCAUGUUUGCCAAAGGCAAAGGCUCGGCGGUGCCCUCGGACGGGCAGGCUCGGGAAAAGUUAGCUUUAUACGUCUACGAAUAUUUACUGCACGUAGGAGCACAGAAAUCUGCACAGACCUUCUUGUCGGAGAUUCGAUGGGAAAAAAACAUCACGUUGGGAGAACCGCCUGGGUUUUUGCACUCGUGGUGGUGCGUAUUUUGGGACCUUUACUGUGCAGCUCCUGAAAGGCGAGACACUUGUGAACAUUCAAGUGAAGCAAAAGCCUUUCAUGAUUACAGCGCAGCCGCCGCCCCGAGCCCAGUGCUUGGCAACAUUCCCCCCAACGAUGGGAUGCCGGGAGGCCCCAUCCCACCAGGUUUCUUUCAGGGUCCUCCGGGGUCACAGCCCUCGCCGCACGCACAGCCUCCACCUCACAAUCCCAGCAGCAUGAUGGGACCCCACAGUCAGCCUUUUAUGUCACCGCGAUACGCAGGCGGCCCCCGGCCCCCGAUCAGAAUGGGAAACCAGCCUCCCGGAGGAGUUCCUGGGACACAGCCACUGCUGCCCAAUUCCAUGGAUCCCACGCGACAACAAGGGCACCCCAACAUGGGAGGAUCAAUGCAGAGAAUGAACCCUCCCCGAGGCAUGGGGCCCAUGGGGCCCGGCCCACAGACUGACGCUUGGUUAUCGUUGCAGAAUUACGGCAGCGGCAUGAGACCACCACCCAACUCCCUUGGCCCCGCCAUGCCCGGGAUUAACAUGGGCCCGGGAGCUGGCAGACCCUGGCCCAAUCCUAACAGUGCUAACUCAAUUCCAUAUUCCUCCUCAUCACCCGGCACCUACGUGGGACCCCCUGGUGGUGGCGGCCCCCCAGGAACACCCAUCAUGCCUAGUCCUGCAGAUUCAACAAAUUCCAGUGACAACAUCUACACAAUGAUUAACCCGGUGCCGCCUGGAGGCAGCCGGUCCAACUUCCCGAUGGGUCCAGGCUCGGACGGCCCGAUGGGGGGCAUGGGUGGCAUGGAGCCACACCACAUGAACGGCUCGUUAGGGUCAGGUGACAUAGAUGGACUUCCAAAAAAUUCUCCUAACAACAUAAGUGGCAUUAGCAAUCCUCCAGGCACCCCUCGAGACGAUGGUGAGCUAGGAGGGAACUUCCUCCACUCCUUCCAGAACGACAAUUAUUCUCCAAGCAUGACGAUGAGUGUGUGAUCCCCCCUCCUCUUCUCUGAGACGCUGAGAGAGCCGGCAUUGCAGGCGGGAAGAUGCCAGAAAUUAUGCAAGAAGAAGUGAGGUGUCAUUACCCAGGAGCUGGGGGAGGGGCAUCUCCUGCUCCCCCUCAACCCUCCCCCUCCCCUCCCCAACCUUUCUCAAUUUUAGUUCCAUGCAAUAAAAAGGCCGAACUUUUUAUUCCAUAAAACAUGAAGGACAAAACUCAAAAAUACAUUUCAAGUCAAUGACCAGAAAAAUCCCACCCCUUGCCCUUUCCCAAAAGGACCUUUUAUGUACAUGACACAUCUUUUUUGUUUUUUGUUUGGGGUUUUACCGUUGUUGGGAUUUUUUUAAUUUGUUUUCAGGGGGGUUUUUUGGGGGAAAAAUUUUUAAAAAUGGAAGCUUCUAGCAAGCCCCCCCACCCCAGUCAACCUCUUUGCUUUCUUCUUUAAAAAAAAAAAAAAAAGGACAAAAAAAAGCAAAAAAUGAAAAACAAAAAACAAAAACCCGAGCCCUGUUGUCUGUCUGUACCCAAGCCCUUCCACCAGGAAAGCUAGUCUAGGUGUGAGAUCUCACCUGUCUUUGUAGCCAUCUAAAAAUAAUAAUAAUAAUUAUAAUAAACUGGGCAGUUUACAAUC